Messenger RNA from Acytostelium subglobosum LB1, 594 nucleotides. RefSeq lists its product as hypothetical. The transcript has 3 exons. Bases 1 to 594 code for a protein of 197 amino acids. NCBI's taxonomy places the organism in Eukaryota, Evosea, Eumycetozoa, Acytosteliales, Acytosteliaceae. The record is from RefSeq and is a predicted model, not a curated record.
AUGUCUACAACUAAUGGAAAGAAAGAGUCAACUGUUGCGACAACUGUUGCAGCAACGACGGAUACAGGUGAUACAAUAUUACUAGAAGCACAGUUGGAGCAAGAUGAGAAGAAACUGAAUCAACUCUUGACCUUUGUAAAGGAGGAGAGAGAUAAAGGAAACACACGCUUGAACAAAUCAAGAGAAGAACUACAGGCACUCAAUAACAAACUAGAUCAAUUGAAAGAGUCGAUGGCAGCUAAUGUAUGUUAUUGCAAUGAGGUGGACGUAAAGAUGGCUGGCUUGCUGACUGACAUUGUCAUGACACAGUCCAAACAAACAAAGAAUGAAUGUAUAGAAUUAAAGAAGCAACUAUAUGAACUACAACAAAAGACAGCAGUGUCAGAGACACAGAUACAGACAAUCAUUACAGCCUCCAGUGUGCCACAGGACGAGUUGGUCAAACUGAAGGAUGAGGCUCGCGCCAACCUAUUGUACAUACAGGAGAAGUAUCAACAGCUGCAGAAAGAGUCCAAGGCUAGAGAGGAUGAUCUUAAGAAUACAUUCUUUUUGUUGAAUGAACAGGAGAAGACACUUAAAGGACAGCUGUCUUGA